UGUGGUUCUUCACCCACUCAGUUGCAAGCCCCUCAUCUUUCUUCUGUAAAUAACUUUAUUGAAAAAGAAAAAAGGAACAACCCAGGAAAGCCAUUAGGGAAGUUUUCUGAGUAAAAACGUCCGGCUGAGCUUGAGGAUCAAGAGCAUCACUGUCUUGUAAACGUCAAACCUUGACAUCAGCGUGCAAACUUCUCAGCUCCUCGUCCUGCUGCCACUAUGCCGAGCGUCGCGGAUCGCAUGGAGUUAAAAAAAGUCUGCACGGAGCCUGACGAUGACAGCACGGACAGUCUGGAUGACCGCUUCACAGAGCCCAUUGACUCUGAGAAGGCCACCAUCAACAGUCACUUUCUGGACGAAAAUGAGGAUGGAGAAAGCCAGAAGUUCCUGUCAAAUGGGAUGAUGAAGAAGAAGAAAUAUGAGGAGUACCAUGAAGAAUAUCAUCCUGGCCACGCCUCCUUUGGUAUGUCUGUCUUCAACCUGAGUAACGCCAUCAUGGGCAGCGGCAUUUUGGGCCUCUCCUUCGCCAUGGCUAACACUGGCAUUGUGCUCUUUACAGUCCUCCUUGUGGGCGUUGCCAUCCUCUCAUUAUAUUCUGUUCAUCUCCUCCUUGUGACGGCAAAAGAAGGAGGAUCCCUCAUCUAUGAAAAACUGGGAGAAAGAGCAUUCGGUUGGCCUGGGAAGAUGGCAGCUUUUGGGUCAAUAAUUAUGCAGAACAUUGGAGCCAUGUCCAGCUACCUCUUUAUUGUGAAGUAUGAGUUACCUGAAGUUAUUCGAGCUUUCUUGGGUUUGGAGGAAAACUCUGGUGAAUGGUACAUGAAUGGAAACUACCUGGUGGUGUUUGUGUCAAUCGGAGUUAUCCUACCUUUGUCUCUCCUUAAAAAUCUGGGUUACCUGGGCUACACCAGUGGUUUUUCUCUGUCCUGCAUGGUGUUCUUCCUGGGUGUGAUGAUCUACAAGAAGACCCAGCUGCCCUGCCCUCUUCCUUUCUUUUUCCACCACUCGACCAACCUCAGCAUGAACGGUUCGGACAUGCAUGCGUUACACAUGUACAACAACACGGGGCAGACGGAUUUCUCUCGGGCUGAUGUUUCCCCGGUCCUGGGCAGCCACGACGCUCAUCACUCUUCAGGUGUCCACUUUGAGCCCCACCCCGAUGAUGAGGAGAUGUGCACGCCAAAAUACUUUGUGUUCAACUCUCAGACUGCUUACACUAUUCCCAUCCUGGCAUUUGCUUUUGUUUGCCAUCCGGAGGUUCUGCCGAUCUACAGUGAGCUCAAAGAUCGCAGCAGGAAAAAGAUGCAAAACGUUUCCAACUUGUCCAUCUUGGCUAUGCUCAUCAUGUACAUGCUGUCAGCGCUGUUUGGCUACCUCACAUUUUAUGAAAAUGUGGAGGCAGAGCUGCUCCACACCUUCACCAAGGUUUAUAAGUUUGACACGAUGUUGCUGCUGGUGCGUUUGGCUGUUCUCACCGCCGUCACCCUGACUGUCCCCAUCGUUCUCUUCCCAAUUCGCUCUUCUAUCACUAAUCUGCUGUUCAGCGGCCGAGAUUUCAGCUGGACUCGUCACCUGUUGAUCGCCGCUGCCAUCCUGGCUUUCAACAACAUGUUGGUGAUCUUCGUCCCCACCAUCAGAGACAUCUUCGGCUUUAUCGGAUCAUCUGCAGCCACAAUGCUCAUCUUCAUCCUACCUGCUGCCUUUUACCUCCGCCUGGUCAAGUCGCUGCCGUUGCGCUCCCCGCAGAAGAUCGGGGCGGCCGUAUUCCUGGUCAUGGGGAUCGUCUUCAUGAUCGGCAGCUUGUCACUCAUCGUCCUCGACUGGAUUCACAACCCCCCAGGCAGUGGCAGUGGUCACUAAGCAGCCCCCCUCCUCAUCAAAUGAAAGAGUGCAGCAAACCCCCAAUACGCCACAUCUCUUCUUCCACUGAUGUGUGCCUCAGCUAGUCCGACAUCUGAGAAAACCGUUUCAUCAGAUCACAAACAUCAAUCACGCAAACCCAUAUAUCAACACAGGUGCUGCAUCCAUCGGAUUAAGACAAUGUUGGCUUUUCUGCCCAGAGCACAUCAGUGGAGGAGGACUUUUUUAGCUUGGUUUGUAUUGUUUUGUUUUUUCUUUGUCGCUGUAAAGUUCAGGAUGUGACUCAACCAGAAAGAGAGAAUCGAAACCUAGAGAGGGGGACAGUACUCUGCUGUAUGUACCACCAAGACAGCCUGAAAUCAUCAACAGCAUCACCCCCUUUGUUACUUUCACUUAUGAAAUGACAGAACAAACACAUGUUGUGUUUGUUGUCACUUGAAGCGCAGAUGUGUGAACUGUGAUGCCUAGGGUCGGAUAGACAAUGCAAGUCCCUCAGUUCUCUGUGCACUUGAAGACAUUUGGAGGUGGAGUGUGUUGUCAUCCAUCAAAAAAAAAGCACUUGGAGCAUUACGUUCCGCUUUGUGUUUAUAGCAAACACACAAAAAAAACAUACACAAACUUGCACAUGAUAACAAAUGGUUCGUAGCUGUUUUUCAAGCAGCACCCCUCGAAACAUUCAAUCAAGCAGUCAGCUUUCCUCUAAUGCUUAGUAAUUUAAUCAGUUGCAUAUAUUUUUUUUUUUCAUUUAAGUUGCUGCUCUGCUACAUGAUAACAAUCAAAGUGUUGCCAAAGUCUGCAUCCGCUCACAGUUUCAGUCAAUGUAAUUGAUUCUAGAUGUCGUCAUUCACAUGGAUCUGCCUGACCAUCUGGACUGUGCACACAAAGAUGCUGUCAGUAUUACUGUCACAGAAGGAUCUGAACAUUCAAGGUAUGAAUGUACAUUAAAUUUUCUAGUGUUGUGCAUAAUAUCGAACAUGGCCUUUAAUGGCUCUGUGUUAUUUGGAGUUACAGUGUAUGCACCAGCAGGAGCAAUUUAUCACAGACUUCAUUUUGUCCCAGAGAGAUAGUGAUUUAUUUUUUAUAAAUAAUUGGCAAAAGCAAAAAAUAAAUAAGUUUCCAUAAAAUUAAACCAGACAACUAUCAACAUUUUCUUUUAAAUAGGAGUUAUUAAUUUAGAGUAGACUGUCUGUCCUGAUAAUGUAUAUUUGAGAUAUCAACACUCACUUUGUGCCAUUCAUCCUCUUGAAUUAACCAUUAAAAACUAAUGUUUACAGACAUAAGAUUAUGUAACUUCAGCUCAGAUAUUCAACAUCAGUGAGGACUGUGAAACAGAAGAUUUGAGGUUUGUCAUCUCAGAUGUACGUCUUAAUGGGAAAUACGCAGCAAACGGUUGGUUAGCUUAGUUCAUGUGAAAUUUAAAGCAUCAAAAGUAUUAAUUACAGUAUGUAAGUGCCUGUCAAAACAUGUCUUUUUAAAAUUGACAUUUUUAUAUGCAAACAGACAAAAUAAUCAGAGGCUAAGCUAAUCCUCCGCUGAUGCUAUUAUAUCAUAUAGACCAGGACGUUCUAGCAGUCUACUUAGACAAAGCCAAAUAACGUGUUUCUCAAAAUACAGUUACUCUCAUAAAGGAUGGGAACAAGUAGAAGAUUCAUACUAAAAAUAUCACACAGGUUCAAACAGAGGCCUUGAUUCACAUGAACAGGAUGUGACCCAUUUCCUUAAGAGUGACGGUAGAAGUCAGCCACAGGGUGUAAUUACUCUCGAAAUAUUAGGAACUCAUACUGAAUUUCAAUGAAGAUAUGAGGGAAAUAUGUUGAUUAUGUAACAACUCCUAUAAAUGAAAAGUAAGUUGGGUUUCAUGCUUGAAAACAAACACAUGAAGGGAUAUAUUUGUGAUGUUUUGUCAGAUGGAUCCUUAGCUUAUUAUUAUUAUGUUAGCUAAUUUGAUUAUAGUAUCUAAAUAAAAAAAAACACAACUGAAAUAACAAAACUUUCUAUGCUUUUUAUCCACAUGAUGAAUAACACAUAAUAUCAGCCCUCCUUCUUCUCUGAGAUUAUUUCUUUUAUAUUGUGCCUUUUUUCCCUUUUGAAUUGGCUUGAUACUGAUGUCUUCGCUAACAUCACUGACAGCAUCAGACCCAGAUUAGUGUCAUUUCACCUCCUCUCUAAUGCCGCUACAUGCCAUGAACACAUCCAGCCAAAGUGGACAACAUUUAUAGAUCCUUUGUGGAUCUAUGUACAUGAAACAAAUAGAUAUUUCAAAUGAAAUAGUGUAUUAUGUGCAUGUUUUUGGAUUCAAACUUGGUCUUUUUGGACAAUUGUACAUGCUCUGUAAAUAAUCUUUAUUUUAUGGUACACUGACAGUCAUUGUCUGUUAGUGGGUUGUUGGGGGAUUCUGCCUUACAAGUCUUCGGCAAUCCAUUGUUUGUUUUAGUAUAUAUAUAAAUAUAUAUAUAUAUAACGUGUAUUAGAUUUUUUUUUUUUUCUUGCUGUAUGACAGUAGUGUUUUUCUUUUAUUUUAAGCUUGUAUAUUUGUAGAAAAUCUUUUCUCUAUAUAUCCAUUUUCAUGUUUUGCAGUUGUCCUUGUGCAGCCUAUUUUAAAACAUGCUUUUCUCUGAAUCAGAUGUUCCGUAGCUUCUCGGCUCCUGUUGACCAAAACUAAUUUGGAAUCAAAGCCGCAAGUGAGCAGUCUUGAUUUCUUGCAAUUAUGUUGUUAAUACUUAAAGAAACACAAUAGAAUCAACUGUAUUUCCUAACCACACUACAAGGAAGGUUCUCAUAGAGUGAAAAUGGCAUAACAUAUGCUAUUGUAUGACGUAUAUAUGCCAUGAUAGCAACCAGGAACUUUUCAUAUUUAUCAGCUCUGAAGCUCUACCAGCACCAUCUUACAGUACAUGCCUUACCGAGACUUAAAUGUAUAUUCACUGCUGUCACUGAAACACCUUUUAAAGCUAAUUUUUCUUGAGGUUUUAUUUCCAUGACAUUACUUGAACUGAAGCUGAAGCAGCUUCAUGACAGAAGGGUCUGCACGGCUCAUUCAAUUCUCACUAUGAAUGUUUCUCUCAGAUUGGCUCUCUCACAUUGGCUGAAUUCAUUGAUGAAUGUUUGGCUCCAGCCUCAUGCUAUCUGUGUCCUGCUCAUUGGCAGUCCAUGUAAGAGACUGUCUCCUCCUAAAAGUGGAUCUCAUCAUAUUAAAUGGAUAAUCUGCCACAGAGCAGAACACUCUAACCCCUUUUAGCAUCUCAGGUAUUCAGUCUGGAAGACGUCUCACUUUUAGAUCCUUCACAUCUCCUCAUCUCUGUUGCAUGAUUGAGCCAAGCUGUACAGUGCUGUCAUAUCUAUGUGCUGGCUGAGAUGAGCGGUCUGGUGGUCUAGCAAGAGUGUUCCCCAGCUAAUGUUGACAGUGUUUAGAAAGUAGUUGUACAGAACCACCUGCCUUAUUUUUCUAUGGACCCUCAGCCGUGGAGAAGCACUGGCUCAUUGUUUCUGCUGUUCACAGCGUCUCUGUUUCCUGUGGAUCAGGCUGAACAUUCAGAUUUGUAAUUUUACCCAAACAAAGGGGAUGUUUUUUGUAUCAGUGAAGCUGUUUCGUUUUGAUGAACAAUAAAAAUGUGAAA
Molecule: messenger RNA, 5471 nt
Organism: Sphaeramia orbicularis (orbiculate cardinalfish)
Lineage: Eukaryota; Metazoa; Chordata; Actinopteri; Kurtiformes; Apogonidae
Gene: slc38a4
Product: solute carrier family 38 member 4
Exons: 16
Coding region: 217-1854 (545 amino acids)
Biological process (GO): amino acid transmembrane transport
Cellular component (GO): plasma membrane
Molecular function (GO): L-amino acid transmembrane transporter activity
Source: RefSeq, a predicted model, not a curated record